Messenger RNA from Acanthopagrus latus (yellowfin seabream), 2155 nucleotides. RefSeq names its product chemokine (C-C motif) receptor 10 (gene ccr10). The record is from RefSeq and is a predicted model, not a curated record. Gene Ontology annotation, cellular component: membrane. Gene Ontology annotation, biological process: G protein-coupled receptor signaling pathway; immune response. Bases 11 to 1216 code for a protein of 401 amino acids. Gene Ontology annotation, molecular function: G protein-coupled receptor activity. The transcript is spliced from 2 exons. Lineage: Eukaryota; Metazoa; Chordata; Actinopteri; Spariformes; Sparidae.
UCUCAGGGACAUGCUCAACAUCUCAAACAGCUCAGCGAUGGCUACCAACAGCUACGACAACGAGUCUGGCAACACUGAUGGCUACGACUACAACUACUCUCUUUGGAAUACCAGUAACGCCACAGACCUGGAUGACUACCUGUCCAGUGACUGGUGUGAAGCUGGUGAGCAGGAGUUCACCAUCAAAACCUUCCAGACUUGCGUUUUCUGCAUCAUCUUCCUGCUCGGCGUGGUGGGAAACUGCCUGGUGAUCGCCACCUUUGCUCUUUACGGUUGGGUUCGCCUCCGCUCCAUGACCGAUGUCUUCCUCUUCCACCUGGCGCUGGCCGACCUCCUCCUGAUCCUCACGCUUCCAAUUCAGGCCGCCGAGACUCACCUGGGGUGGAUCUUCCCGCUUUCACUUUGCAAGGUCACACGCGCGUGCUACGCUAUCAACACAUACAGCGGGCUCCUGCUGCUGGCCUGCAUCAGCGUCGACCGCUACCUGGUGGUGGCGCGAGCUCAAGAGAUGCUCAGGCUGCGCAGUCGGAUACUCACAGGCGGGACGGUCGCUGCUCUAGGCGUUUGGCUCGUUGCGGUGCUCCUCAGCCUGCCUGAAAUCCUCUUCUCUGGUGUGUCAGGCUCCGGCAGCGAGGCAUACUGCGGAAUGCAGAAUAGUGGAAAAGUCAAAAUGGCCACCAAUGGAGCCAUCAUUGGCAUCUUCUGCCUGUCGGUCCUCGUUAUGGUGACCUGCUACUCCUUGAUCGCCCGAGUGUUGGCGGAAGGUCAGGCUCACCGGCGAGGGAAGCAGUGGCAUCGUCAGCGUACCCUGAAGCUGAUGGUGGCUCUGGUGCUGGUCUUCGUCGUGUUCCAGCUGCCGUACACCGUGGUGCUGUCGCGUAAAAUGGCGGGACAGUUCUGCGGCCUCCUGCUGGAGUAUAUCACCUGCACGCUGGCAUACACCCGCUGUUGCCUCAACCCUAUCCUGUACGCCUUGGUGGGCGUCCGCUUCCGCAAUGACGUGCUGAGGCUGGUCCAGGACUCGAGCUGCCCGUGUGGGCCCCUGCUGGUGCCGCAGUCGGUCAGCUCCAUCUCCCCGUCCUCGCCGGCCGUCACAGUGCUCUCGGCCUGCUCUCCAACAUCCCCUGAACGUAGCAUCUUUGGCAGUGAGACAGUUUAUACCAACAAAUUUCAGUACCCAGGUAACAAUUCUAAGAUUCUUCAGAGUGGACUAUAAACAUGCUGCACACUAUGCAUUGUUUGUAUUAAAGAUGCAAAAUGUGCAUUUACAGAAAAAUGAAGGAUACUUCAACUGUAGGUAACCUAACAAAUGGGUUAUAAGCUCAUCCAAAAAGUUGAAAUUCAUCCGUGAUCUACUGACAUAGCCCACAAAACAUUUCUGGAGCUCGACAGCAAAACAGAAUCGCAUCACUCUCCUGAAACAACUGAAAUAACUGGAGAGAAAAAAACACACAUACAAAAAAACAACAACAUAAAAUGCCUCUAUCCAGCUCAUCUGGUCUAAUCCAAGUCGUCAGAGGCAACACGAUCCCAAACUGACUGUAUAAGACAUUAUUUUCACCUUCAGCCAGAGUGUCUGCCAACCACAACCACAGAGGCAGCAGCAUCACAUUUUUAUUUCAAGGAACUGAAAUUGUAUCAUUUGCAUUCACAGUAGUGCUCGAUGUUUACUUCUGUCCUCUUCUUAAUAUGUACAGUAUGAACUGUUCAUAGUUUUGGAUUAUUUUGUCCAAGGUCUUAGUUUCGUGUCUACACUGCCAGGGUGUAAACAUCAGACGUCAUUUGUUUAUUUGCUGUUUUAUUUUAUUAUCAGAAUUAUUGCUUCUAUCUAUAUUUGCAUGCUAAAUAAACUCAAACCCUUGACUUCACUUCCCCUUUCUAACUAAAUACUUUGUAUGGAUCGAUUGUGUCGUCAUUAGAUUAAAAUUAUGAAGUGUGUUUUUUGUUUUUGUUUCAUUACUAACAGUGUUGUUUUCAUUAUUAUACAUUUUUUAACAUAAUGAGACUUGUUGAAUAUGUCCUUGUUUCAUGUUUGCUGUACUAUCAAAGAUUGUUAGAUGUACUUUGUUUGUCUCGUAGUUUGACUGUAGUUUGUUGUUUCCAUUCACUUCAAUUAAACUUUGGUGCAUUAAUAACUUACCGACUCAUCUGUCCA